AUGACCACCAUCAAAGGCCCCGGAGCUGCAGAGACCUUCGAUGGCUCUGAUCUCCGCAUUGCUAUUGUGCACGCCCGCUGGAACACGGCUAUCAUUGAGAAGCUCGUCGCCGGCGCGAAGAAGAGCUUGUUCGCUGCGGGUGUGAAGGAGGAAAACAUCACUAUCCAGACUGUCCCUGGUAGCUACGAGUUGCCCAUUGGUGUGCAGCGCCUCUACGCCGCGUCCCAAGUGCAAGCCAGCAACACGGGCGAAGGCAUCAGCGCCACGGACCUCCUCUCCUCCUCAACAACGGACCUCGCCAAAUCAACCACCACCACAACCCCCAAGAAGCCCUUCGACGCGAUCAUCGCCAUCGGCGUGCUGAUCAAGGGCGCGACCAUGCACUUCGAGUACAUCGCGGACGCGGUCAGCCAUGGGCUGAUGCGGGUGCAGCUUGAUACGGGGGUUCCUGUUAUUUUUGGUCUUUUGACUGUGUUGACGGAGGAGCAGGGGCUGGAGAGGGCUGGGCUUGGGAGUAGUGGGAUGCAUAAUCAUGGAGAGGAUUGGGGGAGUGCGGCUGUUGAGUUGGGUGUUAAGAGGCGGGAUUGGUCGGAGGGGAAGAUUUUGUAA
This is a messenger RNA of Penicillium daleae, 609 nucleotides long. Its product is annotated as lumazine synthase RIB4. Gene Ontology annotation, biological process: riboflavin biosynthetic process. The coding region runs from base 1 to 609 and encodes 202 amino acids. NCBI's taxonomy places the organism in Eukaryota, Fungi, Ascomycota, Eurotiomycetes, Eurotiales, Aspergillaceae. The record is from RefSeq and is a predicted model, not a curated record. The transcript is spliced from 3 exons. Gene Ontology annotation, cellular component: riboflavin synthase complex; mitochondrial intermembrane space; intracellular anatomical structure. Gene Ontology annotation, molecular function: 6,7-dimethyl-8-ribityllumazine synthase activity.